Molecule: messenger RNA, 7132 nt
Organism: Falco peregrinus (peregrine falcon)
Lineage: Eukaryota; Metazoa; Chordata; Aves; Falconiformes; Falconidae
Gene: KCNIP2
Product: potassium voltage-gated channel interacting protein 2
Exons: 8
Coding region: 4924-5634 (236 amino acids)
Biological process (GO): regulation of potassium ion transmembrane transport
Cellular component (GO): voltage-gated potassium channel complex
Molecular function (GO): calcium ion binding; potassium channel regulator activity
Source: RefSeq, a predicted model, not a curated record
ACUGGGAGGGGGGAUCUCUCCCUCUGGUCCUGCGAACCUGCUAGUGGGACAGGAAAGCAUGGUGGGUGGAAGCUUCCAUUGCUGCUUAACUGCUUGCUUUGUCCUUGUGCUCCAGUGGCAGUGCUGCUGCCUGGAUCAUGCCAGGAGGGAAACUGAGGCAGGGCUGAACUAACUGCCACGCAUCCUGCCUGUGAGCCCUGGAGGGGGGGGCACACUGACUGUGCCCAGGUUAAACCCUCCCUCCCCAGUUCUGCUGACGAUCUGGGAGGUGCCUCCCCCAGACCCUGCUUUCCCCCCUUGUGUGUGCUUUUGCUUCCCCGUGCAGCUGCCCAAAGCUUUGGACCGAAGUCGGUGGCAUUGAUUGCAGCUGCUCUGCAGCAUGCUGGCUCCCAGCGACGGUGGAGAGGGGGGGAGGCAGAGAGCCCUCUGGCCCCUGCAGCAAUCCUGCUGAGGGGUGCAGGACAAGGCAGGGCCCCCCUUGGCCUGUGUGGCUGCUCCUUGCCUGGGCCAUGCUCCUCCGUCCCCUGGGGCAUACUCCUUGCCCCCUUGCAAGUGAUUUUACUCUGGCCUGGGCCAGGGCAGGAGGUUGGAGAUGGGGUGUCCUGUGUCCAGCCUUGUCCCUGUCAGCCUGCUCCCCUUCAGAGGAGACUGGGAUGGAUGGUGGCAUGCUUGUCUCCAGUGAAGGGGGCCUUGCUGCCAGUUGUCUCUCAACCCCAGGAGCACAUGGUGUCACUGUGCAGGGUGGGGAGGCACAGCUUGCCCUGUCCCACUCCACCUGCAUCCCCAUGGUGGGGAGAUGUGGGUCCCCUCUGGCCUGGAUGGAGAUUCACCACAGCUGUGGCAGUGGGACUGAGACCCAGGUGACCCAGAUGGGCAGCAACUGCUCUCAUCACAAAAGGUGCCUGGAAGAGAGGGAAAUGUGUUGCUGAAGGGGCAGAAUUUGGCUGAGGUUAAGCUGAGCCCUGUGCACCAUACGGGGAGUCCUGCAGGUGAGCAGCUCUGUGUUGGGAUGGGGGUGAGAUGCUGUUGCAUGGGUCGCCCCCCUUGCUUGGGAGGCAGCAGGUAGGAGACUUUGCUCUCUGGGGAAAGUCUCAGGCUGUGUCUGGAGCUGUGAAAUGCUGGGUCCCCGGCGGGGGUUGUUUACCAGCUGUGCCUGGGCGAGCAGUGACAGCCCAGGGACCACAAAGAGCCUGAAACCGUACACUAAUGGCUCAGAUCUGCUAAUGGACACGGGGCCCCACCACCCACUCGGAGCCAUCGAUACAGCCUGCUGUGCUUCCCCUGCUCUGGCUGCCACCCUGCAUUCUCCCUGCCCCAUCCCUGCCGGCCCCCUGCCUGUGGCUGUCUGUCUGCCCAGGCCGUGCUGGUGGUGUCCCUGGGUGCUGGGAAGUGUUGUGCCGCCACAGUGAUGGGCUGGGAAUGGAGCAUCUCCAGAGGAGACCAGAAAAAUGUCCCAGCCCUGGGGAAGGAUUCAAUGGGAGCAUCUUUCAGUGAGACCCCAUCUGCCCCAUGGAGGGGAGUGGGACGACACAGGGGAACUCCAGGCUUGGUGGAUUUCCAAACUCAGCUGGAUGAGGCCCCAGGCAGCCUGUCCUCCUUCUGGAGCUGGGCCUCCUCUGAGCAAGGGCUUGGACAGGAGCACUGGUUGUCUGUACCCCCUCGCCCUGUCCCCUUGGCACUGUCCCUCCUUGGACCCCGCUACAGCCUUUGUGUUAACAGCCAGAGCGGCUGUCUGGCAGCAUCUCCCAUGGGUGUGCUCUGCUCCAGGGGCCAUUGAUUCUGGAGCUGGUGUUGUUUACCAGCUGGUUAAUCACUGACAGGCCAUGUCACCCCUCCACCGCUGCCUGUCUCCAGCCCCAAACAUCUCCCAGCAGAGCCACCCGAGCACUGCCGAGCUGUCCAUGGGUCUCCCAGUCCCCCACCAAGAGCCCACUUCAGCCAAGCGCUUAGGAGGGGGCAGGCGAAGAGAAACACUAUUGAUUUUGGCUUCUGAAGUGCAGCAUCAAUAAUUCAGCAGAGAGCAAUUGGUCCUGGCUGGGAGGAGGGGUGGGCAGAGGUAAAAGGCGGGAGAGCCACCCGCUAGCCCAGCCUCAGAUGAAUAUUAGAUGAAGCUGCAGAUUGCUAUCGGCAGGAUAACUGCAGCCUGCCCGGGGCUGGCAGGACUGUCCCUACCUUGGCCGGGUCAGGGUCUUUUUGUGGGGCGGGCAGGACUGGGGGUGUCUUGGAGAGCCCCUGACAUGGGUUGCGCUGGCCCCUACCUUCCCCAGGGCGCUGCUGCUGUUGCCCCAGAGCUGAGGAUGUGGAGGAGGAAGCAGGGCUGGGGAGGGUGCCAAACCCCUGCAGAGUCUGGGGAGAAACAGGGGGGAGCAGCAGCUUUCUGGGUGCCACCAGCACACCAAAGAAUGCCAGGCAGGAGGGUGGUGGCAGCAAGCAGCAUGGCCUCUUCCUGGUACCUAGCUCAAGGCAAGGGUCCCUCCAGAGAGGGGAGAAAAUGAGUGUCUCCGUGGUGCUGGUGAGAGUGAAGCCCUGUGCCAAGCCCAGCUUCACUCUUGCUUUCCAGGAACCCCUUUGGCAGGAGCAAGGAGACUUGGCUGCAGGAAGGACCAGCCCUUUGGGGCACAGUGCCAGGGGUCACUGGGCUCAGGGCAUCAUCCAGCCUGGCAGUUCUGACAGACCUGAGAGGUCAAGGCAAGCUGGCUACAGGUGGUGUGGAUCUUGGAGCACUGAAAUCCAGCCUGUGACAGCUGUAGGUGCUCCAGGUUGAAGUUUUGAUCCCUGGGCUGGGAUGCACCAGAGAUUUCACCAAGCGCAGUGGGUUUAACCCUUGCUUUUUCUUUUCCAAGGACUGGUAGGGUUUUCAGCUGGCUUUAGGGCUGGGCAGGGUCUGGUGGCUGAAUCAGGAGAAAACUGAUGGCUCAUGGUGAGGACUUGCAAAGCAGGGAGGGGAAGGGGCAGAGACUUUGGAUCCUGGCAUAGCCUUACACUCUCAGGCAUGCGGUAGCUGGGCUGCAUCCUGCCAGCAUUGGGGUCUUGAAGAAGAAAGUCUCCUGGGGAUCUUAUGCUCCCCUCUGUGGAGCAUCUUCCACAUGCUUCGCACCCAGGGGCAUCAGCUCUGGUCAUCACCAUGGACAUAGGAUGGGCUGCACUGUCUUGUUCUGCCUGGAGGGAGUGAAGCUAGGGGAGAAGGGGACUUGUUCCUGGGUCCCCUUGGCCAUGACCCCUAUAGCUGGGGCCAGGGCAGGGCAGCUCUCCCAGCACCAACUUUCCAAGGACCAUGGCACCUGCAGCAUACACCCCGCUGGCUCUGCUGCUCUGUGGUGUCACGUUCAGCCCAGCCAGAUGUAAUUAGCUUGUUGAAUCUCUUCUCCCUCCGGCCUCAUGUUAAUCACUUUUCACAUUGCUUCCCUCCCAAUUCCCUCUGGCCUGGCUUGCUCUUUCUGUUGCUGAUGUGCCUGGAGAGGGGAGUAAGGGGAUCCAGCUGGACAUAGAGCAAGGACCUCACCCUGCUGCAUCCUGCUCCAGAAAUGGGCUCUGAGCUAGAGGAUGGAGGGGCAGGGAGAUCACUCAGCCACAGGGAGGUGAGAAAAUCACAGGCUGGAGUAAAAGCAAUAAAGCUAAAGAGCAAGGGAACCUGUUGGGACAGCCCUUCUUUGCAGCCCUGCAGUGCUGGUGGAGGACAAAACCUGAGUCCAGUGGGGGAGGUUGGCUUGGAGCUGGUCUGGGGCUUUCUAGCACAGGGUUGUGUUGGGCUGCAGGGUGCUGUGGGAGCUCAACGGGGUCUCCUUCACGUCUUCCCUGCGAGGGGCAGGAUUAGACCCCAGCUGGGCACAGGUGGGAACAGAGCUGCUUUGGCCAGGUCUCUGUGGGGUCAUCCCCAGAGGGUAGGUAGCAGGAGGUCCUAUGUGCAAUCCAUGCUUGGUUGCAGCAUCCCCUCCUAGGGAUGCAGGGAAAUGUCUCGUUCCCCACGGGCACCUGCCCUGGGGCUUGCUGUGCCACUGGAGCAGGGGGUGGUCAGAUCAGAAGCAGCUUUUAGGUGAGAGAUGCAUAGAAAACCGGCUCGGAGAGACUCUAAUAACCACUGUUGCCAGGCUGGGGUCUCUGCCCUGCUGCCCACAAGGCAGGGCUUUGGGUGGGCUGUGGUGAGCCCCCACCCAGGCUGGGCACCCUGCCGUGCUGCCCUCCCUCCAGGCAGCACCCUGUGGGGCACAUGUCCCUCCAGCAGCCAGUGAGGUGCCCAGGGCUGGCAGCCCCCAGCUGCAGUUCCUCCACAUGCCACGGAUCUUGCACAUGGCUGUGACUUACCUGCCGGUGCAGAGAUGCAGAUGUUCCCCCAGGAGGUGAAGAAUGAAGGUGAGGGUUGCAGGUGUCCGUGGAGGUGAUCGGUGGACAAGGCUCAGCUCCACGGCAGGGAACUCCUCGUGCCACGCUGUGGGUGCACAAAGGUGGGGGCCUUGCUGGAGGGCAGGUUUGGUAUGGGGCAGGGGAGCUGUUCUGAGCAGGGCUGGUCCCUGGGCUGGGUGACAGCGGUAUCCUGGGGGACAGUGAGCAAUGAGCUCGAGGGUCCCUGUGCACGGCUCGGCUCCAGGGUUGCUGCUACCACGUGCUGCUGUUGGGGUGGGAGUCAGGGGCAGCGGAGUCUCCUCCACACACUCAUUGGUGCCAGUUCUGCACCCCUCUGUGUUUUAGAGUGCUGUGGGGUGUCCGUGCCAGGCUGUGGGGUGCCAGCUGACCCCUGAGCCUCUUGGGAAGUUGCGUGGGCUCCCUCCUCCCCUGCAGCCUGGGUGCCCUGAGGGACCCCAGAGUGGGUGUCUGGGCGGGAAGAGGGAGGGCCAAGGCAGGUCUCUCCUCCCCUGCCCUCCCCUCCUCCCUUGCUGGGUCUGUUGCUGCCAGACCAGCUGCCUGCUGGGGCUCUGUGCCUGGGGGAUGUCUGUUGCUGGGGCGCCCUGGGACCCGCAGGGGCUGCAGACGGUGGGCAUCAUCCUGCUGCUGUGCUCCAGCCUCAAGCUACUCCAUGCCCUGGGCAUCAUCGACCUGACCAGGGGAGACAGCGUUGAGGAUGAGUUUGAGCUCUCCACCGUCUGCCACCGCCCUGAGGGGCUGGAGCAGCUCCAGGAGCAGACCAAGUUCACCCGCAAGGAGCUGCAGGUCCUGUACCGAGGCUUCAAGAAUGAGUGCCCGAGUGGCAUUGUCAAUGAAGAAAACUUCAAGCAGAUCUACUCACAGUUCUUCCCGCAGGGAGACUCCAGCACGUAUGCCACCUUUCUCUUCAACGCUUUCGACACUGACCACGAUGGCUCUGUCAGCUUCGAGGACUUUGUGUCUGGGCUGUCCAUCAUCCUGCGGGGUACCAUUGAUGAUCGCCUGAACUGGGCCUUCAACCUCUAUGACCUGAACAAAGACGGCUGCAUCACCAAAGAGGAAAUGCUGGACAUCAUGAAGUCCAUCUAUGACAUGAUGGGCAAAUACACCUACCCGGCCAUGCGGGAGGAAGCACCUCGGGAACAUGUGGAGAACUUCUUCCAGAAAAUGGACCGAAACAAGGACGGCGUGGUGACAAUUGAGGAGUUCCUGGAGUCCUGCCAGAAGGAUGAGAACAUCAUGAGGUCCAUGCAGCUCUUUGACAAUGUGAUUUAGCUCCCGGACCUGCCUCCAGCUGAGCUCUCCUGUCACUGGGCCCAGAACCUGCUUCUCUCAACUUUUCCCUCGAGCCUUCCCUCUGCUGGCUGCAAGACACGCCUGCGGGAAGGGGCCUCCAUUCCCAGGGAUGCAGUCAGCACCGGGAUCUUCCAUUCCCCCUGGGCUGGCUCUGCUUUCCUCAGGGGAUCGCAAGCAGGUGCUCCUGGAUGUCAGAGUGUGGGCAUGGCUGGCACAGGGUGAGCGUUUGGCCUGGACGGACCUCCCUGCACCUGUCCCCAGUGGAGAAGCUGCAGCCUCGGGCUGCAAUAGAGGUUUCCCCCCAUGCACAGCACCCCAUGCAGCCAUGGCUCCCCCCCGCCACCUCCUCAGCUCCGGGAGCCCCCAGCACUGGCUCCAGCCCAAACCCUCUAGCAAUGCUGUCUAGAAACCAAUAAAGUCUUGCAACAGGUGCCAGUGCCAUGGCUUCCUCCCCUGCCCUGGCUGUGUCCUGUGGUGGGGAGCAUGCUCAGCAUGUCGGCCAUGAGCCACCAGCCACCCUCCUUGCCCAGCCCCUGGGCCAGCCUGUGGGCAGAGGGGCCAUGCCUGGAGAAGGCAGCCGCAUCGGCACUUGGGGUUCAUCGCUGCAUGAGCUGUGGGGAGCAGCCCCUGGUCCCGGGGGCCUGGUUAAACCUAGGAGGUUCAUCCUGACACGGGGAGAGGGGAGACUAGAGGGACCCUGAGGUACCUUCUUGUGGCACUGGUCCCCUGGGAUGGAGGAUGCAGAGCUGGGGGAGCUGCAACCUCAGCCCCUGUCCCUCAAGUUCAUGGUGCUGGCACAUAGGGGACCUCAGGGACCCACUUUGAGAGACACCCUUCCCACCCCUCCCCGAGGACACGGCAGCCAGGGUAUGGGGACACAUGGUGGAGGGAGUUGUGCUGGGCUCCGGCAGCCACCCUGGCCCUUGGGCCUCACAGCCACGCUUCCACCAUCACUUGCCGCUGACCUUCCCCUGCUCACGUGCCCUGGCCCACCCCAGCCCACCCGCUGCUCGGGGGGCCGUGGAGUGAGCAGUGGGGCAGAGCCCUGUGCUGGUGGCAUGGCUGAGCUAGCAGGUGCCUGAGGAGAAAGUCAAGGCUGGGGCCGGCCAAGAGUUGUUAUUGUGCUGCCAGCGGGCAGGAGAGUCACCUUGGGGCAGGGUGGGCUCACCCUUCUCCUGGCAUGGCCAUGUGAGACCCUACCUGGGGACCCCAGGGAUGGAACCAGCACCCUGGGGCUCCCCAUGUCUUUGUCACCGCCAGCUCCUUGGAGCUGGGUGCGUGCAGGCAGGCCUGUCCUGCCUGCAUACCCCUCCGAGUCGUAGCUGGGACUGAUGCCCAUGGACUAACAACCCCAUGCCAACCCCAGAAGUCCCUCUGUGCAGUCCCACAGGCGUUGGGGAAUUCAGUCCCGGCAGCCCCUGGCUCUGCUGCUCCAGCCUCUGCAUCCUUAGCAGCCGGCGGGGGGGGGGGGGGGGGG